Molecule: messenger RNA, 547 nt
Organism: Manihot esculenta (cassava)
Lineage: Eukaryota; Viridiplantae; Streptophyta; Magnoliopsida; Malpighiales; Euphorbiaceae
Product: auxin-responsive protein SAUR20
Exons: 1
Coding region: 61-354 (97 amino acids)
Biological process (GO): response to auxin
Source: RefSeq, a predicted model, not a curated record
UUGUUCCAAGCUUGCAAGUUUCACAAUUUUCCUGUAAAUUACAGUUUCUCAAGUUCUGAAAUGGGUAUUCGCUUGCCUUCCGUGAUCUCCAGCGCCAUGCAAAAUCUGAAGAAGCAGUCAUUCCAAGGUAGAAAGGAGUAUGGUGUGCCUAAAGGCCAUGUAGCAGUUUAUGUUGGAGAAUUCCAGUGGAAGAGAUUUAUUGUUCCAAUAUCCUAUUUGAACCAUCCGUGCUUCAAGGACUUGCUUAACCGAGCUGAACAAGAAUUUGGGUUCAAUCAUCCAAUGGGUGCUAUUACUAUUCCUUGCAAAGAAGAUGACUUUAUUGAUCUCACUUCUAGGUUUCUUGCCUUGUGAAGCUUCAUGAAACAAAAGAAGGUUCACCAAGCGCAAUUCUGCCAUUUUUUGACAAGACAUUCAUCUUUUUUUUUUCAACCCAUCUCAAUUUUUCCCUCCUAGGACGCACAUAGGAGGAUUGUGAAGUAUACAUGUGUAUAUUUUCCCACGUACAAGUGGAUGAAUCAAUUUUCUUUUGUUUCCUUUCAACGAA